AUGGUCUAUUUACUUGAUUAUUUCCAGCAUCGGAGGGAUUGUCAAUUCAAACAAGCAGAACGAGCCCAGCGCAUACAAAACCUUACAAGUUAUCAUGGAGCAUUUACGAAUUCAGAAAGACAAGUGCUAUCAAAACCAAUUGAAGAACUUGUUCAAGAUGUUCACAACCAAGCUAUUCAACCAAUCGAUAUCCUACGCGCCUACGGAAAAGCCGCCCUCAAAGCUCAUGAGAAAACAAAUUGUGUGACGGAAGUUAUGAUUGAUGCUGCUGAAGGUUGGACAACCGAUGGAAGUAUCGAUAUGAAAGGUCCUCUAGCAGGUAUUCCCAUAAGUCUAAAAGAUUCAAUUGUAGUCGGUGGUUUCGAUACAAGUGUGGGAUAUAGUGGCAACGUUGGCAACAAAAUAGAAAAGGAUGGGACCUUGGUGAGGAUACUAAAGGAUGCUGGAGCAAUUCCAUAUGUCAAGACGAAUCUUCCAAUUACAUUACUAAGUUUUGAAUCUACAAACGAUCUUUGGGGACGAUCCACAAACCCUCAUAACAGCAAAUAUUCACCUGGUGGAUCUACUGGAGGUGAAGCUGCUUUGUUAGCUGCUGGUGGUGGACGAAUUGGAAUUGGUUCAGAUGUUGCUGGAUCGGUUAGAGUUCCAGCUCAUUUCUCGGGAAUUUAUAGCUUGAGAUGCUCAACUGGAAGAUGGCCUAAGAAUGGGGUGUGCACUAGUAUGCCAGGUCAAGAGGGUAUUCCUAGUGUGUUUAGUCCUAUGACAAGAACUUUGGGAGAUCUCUCAUACUUCACAAAAUCUAUGAUUGGUAUGCAACCAUGGAGGUAUGAUUACAGUGUCCAUCCCAUUCCAUGGAGAGAGGAGGUAUGGAGGGAUUUCAGCGAAAAAAAGAAGUUUAGAGUCGGUGUGUUAAGAACCGAUGGAGUCGUUGAUCCAAGUCCCGCUUGUAUGAGAGCUAUGGAUGAGGUAGUAGCUACACUUGAAAAGGAUGGCCAUGAAGUUUAUGAUGUUAAUCCACCAGCUCCAUAUGAAGCACUUUACAUUGGUUCACAACUUCUCAACUCGGACGGUUGCAGGACCUUUAAAUCAUUCUUCAGAACUGGCGAGUGGGAAGAUCCAGGAGCAAAGGCAAUGAGCUGGCUUAUGUCUUUACCAAGACCAUUCAAAUGGGUGUAUUGGGCUUGGGUUAAGUAUGUCAGAAGGGACGAUAUCUGGGCUGGGUUAAUCAAAGAAUGGCAUCAAAAAUCUGCUUAUGAGCAGUGGAAAUUUGUUGCCAAGAGGGAAGCUUACAAAGCUAAGUUUCAUGCUUGGUGGGAGGAAGAAGUGAAACUUGACUUCAUGAUCACUCCACCAAAUGCAACACCAGCAGUACCUCACGACGGAAUGAAAGACGCAGUUAGCAGUUGUGGUUACACUUUCUUGUUCAAUCUUCUCGACUACACAACAGGUAUCAUGCCUAUAACCCACGUCGACAAAGAGCUCGAUCAACUUCCUUCACAUUUCUCCCUCAAAUCUCUAAAUGGGGUCGCAUAUGGUGCCUAUAAGCAUUAUGAUGCAAAUGCUAUGCAUGGACUUCCAGUCGGAAUUCAAGUAGUAGGUCAACGAUUACAGGAGGAGAAGGUACUUGCUAUUAUGCAUAGAAUCGAAAAUUUAUUGGGUGAAAAUAAAUAUGAACUUUUGGAGAUCGAUUAA
This is a messenger RNA of Sclerotinia sclerotiorum 1980 UF-70, 1692 nucleotides long. RefSeq lists its product as hypothetical. Bases 1 to 1692 code for a protein of 563 amino acids. NCBI's taxonomy places the organism in Eukaryota, Fungi, Ascomycota, Leotiomycetes, Helotiales, Sclerotiniaceae. The record is from RefSeq and is a predicted model, not a curated record. The transcript has 3 exons.